This is a messenger RNA of Aplysia californica (California sea hare), 2281 nucleotides long. RefSeq lists its product as uncharacterized. NCBI's taxonomy places the organism in Eukaryota, Metazoa, Mollusca, Gastropoda, Aplysiida, Aplysiidae. The record is from RefSeq and is a predicted model, not a curated record.
UUUUGGCUGAGUGGCCCAUCUUGUUAUUUACUAUUUUUGAUGAUCAUUCUUAUUUUCCAAAGGCACACGCUGUGACGUAAUUGCGGCGAAACGUGGACCUCCCGACACGCCAAGAGAUUAUAAAAUCAAAUGGUUAUCAAAUACCGUCGCAUGGCCAAUCACCAACACGUGUCCAUGACGUCACCACAACAACAGCAAGCGGACUGGUCAUCCCUCCAGGCGUUCCCACCCUCUACGCUCCAGCGAGCGCUGUCACAUGACGGGUUGGAGUUGAAAUCUCAAAUCUUUUGUUCAAUAAUACCAAAAAAGAAGCGAACUCCGCCCUUGUGACUCGUUGGCGUGGGUUUGACGGCCAUCUUUGUCAGCUGACCAGUCUGCCUCAGUUUGAUUGAAAAGUCAGUUCAUGUUGUCUUUGUUCAUCCCCUGAGCGGACGCUAGUUUGACGAAGUUUGUGUAUGUAAGUGUGUGUCGAUAACAUCACGUCUCAUUUUUUAAAGUUUUUGUCGACAUUGUUGUCAAAAGAUUUCCAAAAAGGAUUAGUUUCCAGUGGUUUCAUGUGAACGACAUGAUAGACCUUCGCGAUAUUAAUCCAAGAGAUUGUUUCACCCGUUGUUGUGUAACACGUGUUCGGUAUCCUCUGUAAAUUUAUUUUUCGGCGGUUGAGGUAUCAGGUAAAGAGACCUUCUGUGUGCCGUUCCUUGUUGUUUAUUCACAACUGACGUCACAGAAUCUUGUGCUGCUCACACACAACUGACGUCACAAAACCGUGUGUGUCAUCGAAGCCUCCAAGAUCAAGAACUCCGGGAGAGAGUACUAGAGUAGUCAGCACUGACAGCGACUGCUAAAACCGAAUCGUCCAAGCAUAGCCCAAAAGUUUUACCAUGCCACAAAACUCACCGCUGAAGCAAAAUCACUUCAGAGUUCAACUGACGCCACCCGUACCAUGGAUCAACCCUGCUGGCUGGUCAGCUCACUCCGUCCCCGUCCCUUCAUUCAGCGACAUUGGUCACCAGCUGGCCGAAAACAUGGCUCCAGAACCAGCAGGUAAAAGACGAAGAAUUGAAUCUGAACCGUCACCCAAUGGUGUGGAGUCCCGGUUCAGUGGUUCCGGAUUACGCCCUUUUUCAAGCAGUCAGUCGAGAAGUGCUGGUGACAUCAGUGGUGGUUAUGAUCACGUGUCCAAGAUGCCGAUGGAAACUCAGUUGUGGUUUCGUCUUCGUGAACAGGCGCUGAGAGAAAAGAGAGACAACUUGCUGCAUAAUGGGACGGUGGAGACCGGAGCUGUGGACUGGGAGAAGUGAGACUCUUUUCCCCACUGAGCAAGUUUUCCAACGGGUUUUGAUGACCCUUCAACAAUCACAAACAAUGGUCGGGCUGGGACAAAGCUUCUGACGACUGAACGAGGACCGGAACCUAUGAACUUGACAUUCAGCUCGAGAGAACAGACAGACAGAUUAUAAAUAGUUUACUGUCUCACCCACAAGGGCGCAACUGCUACAUCAUAAGGGUGUACUUGAGCACUGGUACAUCAUAAGGGUGUACUUGAGCACUGGUACAUCAUAAGGGUGUACUUGAGCACUGGUACAUCAUAAGGGUGUACUUGAGCACUGGUACACCGCGGGGCCUGCCUUUGAAAAAACGUAUUUGUAUCUUCAAAGCUGUAUGAUUUUUGUUCAUUAAAAAAAAAGACAAAUUGGGUUUAUAGAGAAUGAUUUCACUUCAAAACUAUUAACUGCUUAGAGCGCAAAAUAUUUUAAAUUCAUGUUUCAGGUUCUCUGUUGAAACCUACAUUUUUAUCUACCAUCUCACGGAAAACCAGUUAAUGUUCUUUCGUAAAUUACAAUAGUUAAUCAUUAUGCAAUCUAUAACAUUUAACGUGUAACUCAGCUUUGUUUCAAUACAGGCAUACACGUCUACCACUUUCCGUAUUACGACUUACUUAUACUAUGCAAUACUGAUCAUUCGUACUGGAAGAUUUUUGUAGUUAACAAACAUAAUAUUAGUAAGUCUCGUUUCUAAAAUACAUUUUGUCUCUAAGUCGGUGAUUACAUGUACAUCUGUGACUCUCUGUACUUGUAUUUGUAAUUAUGUCGUUCUGAAAAUCCAUCUACAGACCUUUACCACUGUUCUGUCAACACUUUUAUUUCCUUUUAAAUCAGAGAUAAAAUAGGCACUCCGCCGAAAAAUGAUAUGAAUAGUACAUGUAUAAGGAAAUUCUAUUGAUGAAAGAUGAUGUAUUUCUUUCUUAUGCCUCACUGUUCAUAAAUCUUUCAAUAAACGA